Messenger RNA from Aphidius gifuensis, 1234 nucleotides. RefSeq names its product short-chain dehydrogenase/reductase family 16C member 6-like (gene firl). Lineage: Eukaryota; Metazoa; Arthropoda; Insecta; Hymenoptera; Braconidae. Gene Ontology annotation, cellular component: lipid droplet. Gene Ontology annotation, molecular function: oxidoreductase activity, acting on the CH-OH group of donors, NAD or NADP as acceptor. The record is from RefSeq and is a predicted model, not a curated record. Bases 223 to 1146 code for a protein of 307 amino acids. The transcript has 7 exons.
UUCUACAAUCGCUCAGUAUGCGUUCAAACAUUGACAUAGACGGUUUAAAAAAAUUUCUUUCUCUUGUCAAAUGAAUUUACUCCAAUAUCACACUGGAAUUAUAAAAUUAUUAUCAUAAAAUUUUGUUAAAUAUAUUAUUAUAAAAUAUAGUUUAAAUAAUAUCAAGAAAACAGUUUUUAUUUUAUUUUAAUAAAUCAAACAGAUACUAGUCUUCACACAGUCAUGGUGAAUGCUUAUGGAGGUGUGCUAAUUUUGGCAGAUAUAUUUCUGCUUAUUGUCAGACUUGUGUAUAUCGUAUUAGAGGCCACAUACCGUCUAUUAGUUCCAGUUGAAGAAAAAAGUGUUGCCGGUGAAAUUGUUUUGAUAACAGGAGCCGGUCAUGGAAUUGGACGUGAAUUGGCCUUGAAAUAUGCAUCUCUGGGUGCAACAGUUGUUUGUUGGGAUUUAAAUGUUCAAGGUAAUCAAGAAACAGUUGAUCAAGUUAUGAAAUUAGGCACAUCAAAAGCUCAUGGUUACCAAUGUGAUGUAUCAAAUCGAGAUGACGUUAUUAAAACAGCUAAAAAAGUUUAUUCAGAAGUUGGAAAUGUGACAAUACUAAUAAACAAUGCUGGCAUAAUGCCUUGUCAACCAUUUCUCGAGUAUUCACCCGAAACUAUUAAGAAAAUUUUCGAUGUAAAUGUUAUGGCACACUUCUGGAUGAAUCAAGCAUUUUUACCAAGUAUGAUUAAUAAUAAUCAUGGUCAUAUUGUUGCCUUGUCGUCAAUGGCAGGUGUGACAGGACUUGUUAAUUUGGUACCUUAUUGUGGCUCGAAAUUUGCUGUAAGAGGUAUGAUGGAAGCAUUGAAUGAUGAAGUUCGUAUAUUAAUGGGUAAUCGAGAAUCAAAUGUUAAAUUUACAACAAUAUAUCCGUAUAUGGUUGAUACUGGUCUGUGCAAAAAACCAAAGAUUAGAUUUACAAGCUUGAUGGGUAUUGUACCACCAAAAGAAGCUGCAGCUCAAAUAGUCACUGCUCAAAGACGAAAUUAUGCUGAUGUUUCGAUACCAAGAUGUUGGAUGUCUGUCAAUUCAACUCUCAGAAAUUUUCCAGACAAAGUUUUAGUACUGACAAAGAACUUUUUUGAUUGUGGUGUUGAAGCAACAGAUUAACUUGAAAACUACAAUUUAAGAUGAUUUUUUUUUUCUAUUUGUACAGCCAAAAAAAUGUGUGACUAAAAAAAAAGUGGAUAAUAAAAAA